GAUGAUCGUCACAGGCAGUCCUACUCCAUUCAAGAUCUCCGUCCCCUCGUCCAAGAUCGAAAAUCUCAACUCCAAACUCGCCGCUGCCACAUUCCCGAGCGAACUUCAAGAUGCAGGUUGGUCAAUGGGCUCACCCUUGGCUGAUGUCCGCCGACUCACGGAUCAUUGGCACAAGCACUUCUCGUGGCGUGGCGCGGAAGAGCACUUGAACAGCUUUCCGCACUUCACCGUCCCCAUUCAAGUUCCCAAUUUUGAAGAAUUGGAGAUUCACUUUCUGCAUCAACGCUCCGAACGCGAGAACGCAAUCCCUCUCCUUUUCAUCCAUGGCUGGCCUGGCUCCUUCUUCGAGGUCUUGAAGCUUCUCCCUUUACUGACCGAUCCCGAAGAUCCCAACAUCCCGGCCUUCCAUGUCGUGGCUCCAUCUCUGCCCGGCUAUGCGUGGUCUCAGUAUCCUUCGCGGAAAGGGUUUGGAUUGAAGCAGCAUGCGGAGACCCUGCAUGGUGUGAUGCGAGCUUGUGGAUAUGAAUCUGGUUAUGUUGCGCAAGGUGGCGAUUGGGGCGGGUUCUUGUCGAGGCUAGUGGCGAAAUUGUAUCCGGAGAGUGUCAAAGCUGUUCAUACCAACUUUCCGGUCCAUACGUUUCCGAAGCUGUGGAGGAAUCCUGUGAGCUUCGCGCAAGCGGUUGCUGGCAUUGCGCUGGACAAGAAGACGAGAGAGGAUCUGGCAUAUACGCAGAAGUACUUGACUGAAGGCGAUGGCUACCUCAAAGAACAAGACACGAAACCUCAAACUCUUGGCUACGGCCUGACAGAUUCUCCCGUGGCCCUAUUGGCAUGGAUCUAUGAAAAGCUGCACGAUUGGUCCGACUCCUAUCCCUGGACAGACGAUGAAGUAUGCACAUGGAUUUCCAUCUACGCCUUCUCGCGCGAGGGACCUUCUGCCAGUACUCGAAUCUACUACGAGUCUGCGCAUCCUGUAGGCGAGGGUGCAGUGAGUAGGAUGGAUGUUAUCAACAUGUACAUACCCCACGUGCCGCUUGCUCUAGCAUACUUUCCGGGAGAAUUGGCACGGUUGCCCAAGUGCUGGGCGUGGAGUAAUGGACCUGUGGUGCAGCAGAGCACAUUCGACAUCGGAGGUCAUUUUGCUGCCUUUGAAGUUCCGGAGUUGCUGGCCGGGGACUUGAGAAAGCUCUUUGCCAAAGGAGGGUGUUGCGAGGGUCUUUUCGAUGGAUAAAGGGAUCUCUGAUAUAAACUCGACAAGGCGAUUGAUUGCCUUUCCUUAGAGUUCUUCUAAUGUGGGGUGGUCGUCUGUUCGAUACACGAAGAAGUGCCGACCGGCUGAAUUGGAUGAUCUUACGCUACCUACUGGCAAAAAGGAACCCCUAGCAGCGGCUCUUCAGCGGGCUAUGCUUCUCCUUCUUCUCUUCUUGACCAACAAGUCAAAGAGAGGCCCUUUCACGACAAAACUUCCGCUCGCAGGGCGUCCGACGUAAAGGACGAUCUUUGCGUGUUACG
Messenger RNA from Sphaerulina musiva SO2202, 1512 nucleotides. RefSeq names its product epoxide hydrolase. The annotation marks the transcript as partial. The transcript is spliced from 3 exons. Gene Ontology annotation, molecular function: epoxide hydrolase activity. NCBI's taxonomy places the organism in Eukaryota, Fungi, Ascomycota, Dothideomycetes, Mycosphaerellales, Mycosphaerellaceae. The record is from RefSeq and is a predicted model, not a curated record. Gene Ontology annotation, biological process: epoxide metabolic process.